Xenopus tropicalis (tropical clawed frog) is the source of this 1295-nucleotide messenger RNA. It is a transcript of the gene pfdn2, whose product is annotated as prefoldin subunit 2. Bases 4 to 435 code for a protein of 143 amino acids. The record is from RefSeq and is marked provisional. Gene Ontology annotation, cellular component: prefoldin complex. NCBI's taxonomy places the organism in Eukaryota, Metazoa, Chordata, Amphibia, Anura, Pipidae. The transcript is spliced from 4 exons. Gene Ontology annotation, biological process: protein folding.
GUGAUGGCGUCUAAUGCAGCGAAGCAGGUGGCGGCCGAGCAGGUGGUGGCUGGAUUUAAUCGCCUGCGCCAGGAGCAGCGAGGUCUCGCGUCCAAGGCAGCGGAACUGGAGAUGGAGCUUAACGAACACACGUUGGUUAUCGACACCCUGAAGGAAGUGGAGCAGGGCAGGAAGUGUUUCCGGAUGGUCGGGGGGGUACUGGUGGAACGCACCGUGAAGGAAGUGCUUCCGGCUUUGGAGAAUAAUAAAGAGCAGAUUAACAAGAUCCUGGAGUCCCUGAGCACACAGCUACAGACCAAGGGCCGAGAGCUGAAUGAGUUCCGGGAGAAGCACAACAUCCGGAUCAUGGGGGAGGAUGAGGCCAAGCAGCCCCCCAAGGAGGGCGGGGACAGUGACGGCUCCAAGCCCAGCUCUGCAGGUGUCCUUGUGUCCUGAUACAGAGCGUGCCCGUGCCCGGUCUGCCCAGAGUGAGCUCAGGCUCCUGUCUGAUUGGACGCAACCAUGCACAGACCCCCCCUUCCUUUCCCAGUUCAUGCUCUUAGGCCCGAGGAGACUUCUGGUGGACUUUAUGCAUUAUGGGCACUUCAGCAGUUGGGCUACCGUUUGCCCCCGCAGUUGCCCGGGGCUUCAUGCGAUGCCUUAUUAGUCCGGGCACCACCCAAUUCCCAGUUUGUCCCAGUCGUUCUGCAGUCAUGUUAGUUCCACCCCCUUACCCCAGGGAUGGGGUCUGCUCUAACAGCUGUUUGGAACCACAACUCCAUAUUAAGCUGAAAGCUCAGGGAUGAUGGGAGUUGUAGUGCAAACAAACUGGAGGGCUCCACCCCCUGGCAUUGGCGUUUAUAGUGCAUAUAGGCCGUAUGUCAUUAUUAGGACAAGUCCCCUGGGACAUUUCAUUAAGCUUCAGUCUCCAUGUUCCCUGGGUAAGUGAAUCUAAUUUCCCCCUAUGGGCUGCUCUCUUUCCCAUGGUCAAACAGGGGGGUGGGGCUUUAACCCAACUGAGAAGUCUUUAGUGGGUGGGUCCUCUAUUGCAUGAUAUCUAUGUAGUAAUUGUAGUGCAGGUCUGACCCUGUCAGUUAUGUGCAGGCCACACCCCCUCACCAUGGGAAAGAGAGCAGCCCAAUAGCAGUAUAGAUGAUCAGAGUUCCCUGUCUGAGUAUUGGGGAAAUUAAAUCAGCUUACCCUUAGGAAAGUAGGCUCAAGUCUUAUCCUGCAAAGGCUUGUGGGAUACCUACUGUCUAAUGUUUUUUUUUUUUUUUUUUUUUUCAAGUUAUUAAACUUUAUUUGCAUGUUCAUUA